CUAUCAUCUUGUUCACCUACUCCCUUCACAUCCAACACAGAGAAAGAUGGGUGGAUCAAGAAGAAAAUACAAGCGAAGCAGAACCAAGGUCCGCGUAGGGCUACCGAAGAAAAACCCUCAUGUGUUCAAACCAGCAUUCUCUCUCCCACCUAAGUUUCGAUCUAUCGUCGAUUUGUCGAAAACCAAAUGGGACGAUCAAGGCAGUGUUCUUGAGAACUACAGGUCAUUUGGUGUUGUUUCCAACCCUAAUUUGCUCGGUGUCCGUUCUCGCACUUCUAAAAUUAUCGAGAGCGAGUCUCUCCAACUCCCUCCUCCCAAAUCCGAUGGUCCAAUCUCUGAAUUUGAGCCAAUUGAUUCCGGCAGCGAACUCGAAGAAGAUGAUGUAAAAUCAGCACUUGGGAAAAAGCGUGCAGACGGGAAAACAGCUCCCUUGCAACCAUUAACAGCCAUGCAACGGCUUCAUAUCGGAGCACUCAUGGAGAAGUAUGGAGACGAUUAUCAAAGCAUGUUUAUGGAUACAAAGCUUAACAAGCUGCAGCACUCAGUUGCAACUCUUGAGAAGCUGUGCAAGAGAUACCAUAUGUAUAAAGAUAAGAACCCAAUGCUUGUUCCUCUUUGAUUUAUUAGUUCUACUUGGAGAACCAAAGAUGAGUAGUACCCUUAAUUCUAGGAAGCUGCAUUUCAAAGCAAAUUUUCAACUGUUGAUCCUAGUUUUGGCAUUUCAUUGUAAUCCUAUAUGUUUUUGGGGUCAUACAUGCAACUAUUUGCUUCUUUUAUUAGGUCUCUUUAUUUGCUAUUCGGAGUAGAUGUCAGUUCUAAGUACAUAUAAUCCUCCCUAAACUCCAUCUCCAGGUGGGAUAUAUUGGCUUCAUGUGGGAUAUUGUGGGUUCGUUUGGUU
This is a messenger RNA of Cynara cardunculus var. scolymus (artichoke), 898 nucleotides long. RefSeq lists its product as uncharacterized. Gene Ontology annotation, biological process: ribosomal large subunit biogenesis. The transcript is spliced from 3 exons. Lineage: Eukaryota; Viridiplantae; Streptophyta; Magnoliopsida; Asterales; Asteraceae. The record is from RefSeq and is a predicted model, not a curated record. Bases 47 to 619 code for a protein of 190 amino acids. Gene Ontology annotation, cellular component: nucleolus.